Molecule: messenger RNA, 2177 nt
Organism: Danio rerio (zebrafish)
Lineage: Eukaryota; Metazoa; Chordata; Actinopteri; Cypriniformes; Danionidae
Source: RefSeq
CUACAUUAUGCGCUCCACACUCCUAUCCAGUAGGUGGCGGAAAUGCACCAUAUAAGUUGGUCUGCCAACCACCAUUAACCCCAUAAGAAGAAGAAGAAGAACACAAAGAAGAAGAGGAAGUUUUGCAGUUUGCAUUAUUGAUAUUUUAAUUAGCCAAAAUGAGCAACUCACAACCUUACAGACGCUUUAGUGAUGAAAAUUACAAAAACUGGCUAAAAAUAGCAGAGAGUCUUCACAUACUGCGAAACAGCAUGCAGGACUUUAUUGAAAAGGAAACUGAAACUUAUCACAAGGCUCUGCUAAACAAACAGCAGCUCAGUGGACAACGUUGUGAGCAAACCUGCAAAAAUAAUAAGUCUCUCUGCCAAUUGUGUGAAUAUUGGAAGAAUGAAAUUGUGGCCAAUCACAACGAGGGUGGUAGAAAUGUACACUGGGACAAUUGCCGGCCACAUCUAUGGGCCACAAAAAAAUGGGAAGUUGCAAAGGUAAGUACAUUUUAUCGUUAAAAACAAUCACCUGUUGCGUUAACUUGUUGUAUAUUUGCUGUCAGUAAACAAAUCUAUGUCCAUUAUAUUUUUGACUGCGUGUUUUUCAUACUUUUAUCGACAGGCAUACAUGCCACGUGGACACAAACAGCAUUGUGAGUUUGCCCAGUUUGAUAUUUCUGCCAUUCUUAACUUUCUGAGUGCCUGUAAGCAUUUCAAGCCAUUUUUGACUAAAGGGGAAAAUGUGAAAAAGGUUAUAAAUGUACGGAAUGUUGUGAUGCACUCCCCUGACCUUAAAAUGAACAAUGAGGAUAUGAACAGACACCUUGAAACAAUUUUCCAGUUUGCCGAUAUGCUUAAUUCCAAGGUAUCAGCACUCUCAGUCUUGAGAGAGAAGAUAGAACAGUUUAACAACAUUUUGGACAAGAAUUUCAAUCAAACAGAAGUAGAUGGUCAACAUAAAGAUCUCAAGACCAUGGUAGACUUCCAGGAAGUUCUGAACCGUGAGCAACAAGCCUUGAAAGACAGGAUUGAAUACUUGAUCACACACUUUGAAGGGAACCUUGAUAAAAAUGAAAAUUCCCCGGACAUGACUACUCUCAUGGAGUUUUUGCACCAAAACAAAGAUCUUCUGGAGAAUCUAGGCCCUGAAGUUUACAAACUUAAAGGGAUGCAAACAAAGUUAAAUCAGCAUGAGAAACAGAUCAACAACUUGACAAACAGAGUGGACCAAUUAGAAAAGGUGAAAGAGACCACAAAUACAGCUGGACAAUCAAGCAGUCAAAUAACAAAUUAUUCCAAGUUUAUCAAAGACAACAGAAGUUGGUUGAUUAACACUGUGAAGAACAUUGAUCAAAUUCUGGAUGAUCUCUCUGAGUUACACAGUGAAUCAGUUGCAAAAGUGAGAGCAAAGCAAACAAAACAAGCGAUGAUGAGGGAACUGCUUCUGUACGUGAAUUGUGAAAGUAUUGCUAAAGACCUGUUUAAUGCUUUGUUAAAGCAUGAAAAACAUCCUAUGGAGGAACGGCUCAAGGGCUUAUAGGAGCCCAUAAUCAUGUCCUGUGGGGAGACACAUCACCAGUCAGCCUUGCAUAUAAUUGAACAAGCUCUUAAUCGCCAAAGACACUUGAAGCAAAAACCUGUGCACAGCAACGGAACGCACUUGUUUGUCUAUUGUUUUGUUACAGGGAUGCAUUCAUUACAGUUAUGGAAAGUGCAAAUUUUGCCUGCAUGAAAGAAAUCUCAUAUAAAGAUUUAAUAUAUGGCAACACAAGCAAAUCACAUAUGAUACACAAGUUCAUGUUUGGAUUUCACAGAUAUAAAAUGUCAUAUAAGCACACGCUAUGUGCAACAUGUAUUGCAAAUCAGCAGUUUAUAUAUACUUUUUUCAACCAUUAAACAUGUACAUACAGUAUAUGUUGAAAUACAUUAGCUACAAAGAAAGCAGAGGUAACAGGAAUGAAGUUGAUCAGAUCUUUGAUGUUAAUGUGGCAGGAUUACAUCUUACAGUAUAAGCACAGGGUAGAUUUUUAUUGAGUUUAAUAAUUGGAUGUCAAUAUAACCUAACAUCUCGAGUGCAUAAAGUGGCAAUCAUCUUGUAUAAGAUUGUAGAAUAGUUUGUACUUUUUCAUGUUUUUAUAUAUACUGGUUCUCAGUUUUAAAUAAAUAUCAGUUUAUUUUGUUCAUACAUGA